Molecule: messenger RNA, 1083 nt
Organism: Rangifer tarandus platyrhynchus (Svalbard reindeer)
Lineage: Eukaryota; Metazoa; Chordata; Mammalia; Artiodactyla; Cervidae
Source: the annotation of a GenBank genome assembly
AUGGCGGAGCUACAGCAACUGCAGGAGUUUGAGAUCCCCACGGGCCGGGAGGCCUUGAGGGGCAACCACAGCUCCCUGCUGCGAGUCGCAGACUACUGCGAGGACAACUACGUGCAGGCCACUGACAAGCGAAAAGCGCUGGAGGAGACCAUGGCUUUCACCACCCAGGCCCUGGCCAGCGUGGCCUACCAGGUGGGCAACCUGGCUGGACACACCCUGCGUAUGCUGGACCUUCAGGCGGCUGCCCUGCGGCAGGUGGAAGCCCGUGUGAGCACACUGGGCCAGAUGGUGAACAUGCAUAUGGAGAAAGUGGCCCGAAGGGAGAUUGGCACCUUAUCCACUGUUCAGCGUCUGCCCCCCGGCCAGAAAAUCAUCGCCCCUGAGAGCCUGCCUCACCUCAUGCCCUACUACAGGAGACCCCUCAACUUCAGUUGCCUGGAUGACAUUGGCCAUGGGAUCAAGGAUCUGAGCAAGCAGCUGUCGCGGACCGGGACCUUGUCUCGUAAGAGCAUCAAGGCGCCUGCUACUCCCGCCUCUGCCACCCUAGGGAGAGCGCCCCGGAUCCCUGAGCCCGUGCAGCCCCCCGUGGUGCCCGAUGGCAGACUCUCCGCGGCCUCCUCUGCCUCCUCCCUGGCCUCGGCUGGCAGCACCGAAGGUGUUGGUGGGGUCUCCAUGACCAAGGGGCAGGCAGCCCCCCCACUGCCACCCCCACUCCCCCCUGCUGCCCCUGACUUCUUCCCGAUACCCCCUUCGUUGGAGAAACUGCCUCUGCCCCCACCGGCCCCAGAGCUGCCCAUGCCCCUCGACCUGCCCCCUCCUCCACCCCUGGAUAUAGAUGAUCUGGAGCUGCCACCUCCACCCCCACCGGGCUUUGGGUCCGAAGAGCCCAGCUGGGUCCCUGAUGCGUACUUGGAGAAAGUGGUGACACUGUACCCAUACACCCGCCAGAAGGACAACGAGCUCUCCUUCUCUGAGGGCACAGUUAUCUGCAUCACCCGACGCUACUCUGAUGGAUGGUGUGAGGGUGUCUGCUCCGAGGGGUCUGGAUUCUUCCCUGGGAACUAUGUGGAGCCCAUCAGCUGA